CCAUGGCGAAAGGAGAAGGCCCUGCCAUUGGAAUCGACCUCGGCACUACCUACAGCUGCGUGGGCGUGUGGCAGCACGAUCGCGUUGAGAUCAUCGCCAACGACCAAGGCAACCGCACCACCCCGUCCUACGUGGCAUUCACUGACACGGAGCGCUUGAUUGGCGAUGCGGCGAAGAAUCAAGUGUCCAUGAACCCUGUCAACGCCGUUUUCGAUGCGAAGCGUCUCAUCGGGCGGCGGUUCUCUGACGCGCCCGUGCAGAACGACAUCAAGCUGUGGCCGUUCAAGGUGAUCGCAGGCGCGGGCGAGAAGCCGAUGAUCCAAGUCGAGUACAAGGGCGAGACGAAGCAGUUCGCAGCGGAAGAAAUCUCGUCCAUGGUGCUAACGAAAAUGAAGGAGAUCGCAGAGGCUUACCUUGGAACUACCGUGAAAAACGCGGUGGUGACGGUUCCGGCGUAUUUUAACGAUUCUCAGCGCCAAGCGACGAAAGACGCGGGUGUGAUCGCUGGGCUGAACGUGAUGCGGAUUAUCAACGAGCCGACUGCAGCUGCUAUCGCGUACGGGCUCGAUAAGAAGAACAGCAGCUCAUCGGAGAAGAACGUGCUUAUCUUCGAUCUCGGGGGGGGUACUUUCGACGUGUCGCUUCUCUCGAUUGAGGACGGUAUUUUCGAGGUGAAGGCGACGGCUGGAGACACGCAUUUGGGUGGCGAAGAUUUUGACAACCGCAUGGUGAACCACUUCGUCCAGGAAUUCAAGCGGAAGUACAAGAAGGACCUCAGUAACAACCAGCGGUCUCUUCGCCGCCUUCGCACGGCCUGCGAGCGCGCCAAGCGAACACUCUCCUCCACCGCGCAAACGACCAUCGAGAUCGACUCGCUGUACGAGGGAAUCGACUUCUACACCACCAUCACUCGCGCGCGCUUCGAGGAGCUGAACAUGGAUAUGUUUCGAAAGUGCAUGGAUCCUGUGGAAAAAUGCCUCAAGGACGCGAAAAUGUCCAAGGCGCAGAUCCACGACGUGGUGCUCGUCGGCGGCUCCACGCGCAUUCCCAAGGUGCAGCAGCUGCUGCAGGAGUAUUUCAACGGGAAGGAGCUCUGCAAGAGCAUUAAUCCUGACGAGGCUGUGGCGUACGGCGCGGCGGUUCAGGCGGCGAUUCUGAGCGGCGAGGGGAACGAGAAGGUGCAGGACCUGCUGCUGCUCGACGUGACGCCGCUCUCGCUUGGAUUGGAGACGGCUGGAGGGGUAAUGACGGUGCUGAUUCCGCGGAACACCACGAUUCCGACGAAGAAGGAGCAGAUUUUCUCGACUUUUUCGGAUAAUCAGCCGGGAGUGCUGAUUCAGGUCUACGAAGGUGAACGCGCUCGGACCAAGGAUAAUAAUCUACUCGGGAAAUUCGAACUCUCGGGAAUUCCGCCGGCGCCGCGUGGCGUGCCGCAGAUCACCGUGACGUUCGACAUUGACGCGAACGGUAUUCUAAACGUGAGCGCGGAGGAUAAGACUACGGGGCAGAAGAAUAAGAUUACCAUUACGAACGAUAAGGGCCGACUGAGCAAGGAGGAAAUCGAGCGGAUGGUGGAGGAAGCGGAGAAGUACAAGGACGACGACGAGCAGCACAAGAAACGGGUUGAGGCGAAAAACGCGCUCGAGAAUUACUCGUACGGCAUGCGUAACACCGUUCGCGACGACAACAUCGGGGGGAAGCUGUCGCCUGAAGAUAAGAAGGCGAUCGAGAAGGCCGUAGAUGAGACGAUUGAUUGGCUGAACAAGAACCAGCUCGCUGACGUGGACGAAUUCGAGGACAAGCAAAAGGAGCUCGAAAGCAUUUGUAACCCGAUCAUCGCGAAAAUGUACCAGGCUGGAGGUGGACCAGUGCCAGGAGCAGGAGGUGUGGGGGAUGUGCCUAGGAGAGGUGGUUUUCCUGGAGGAAGCGACGGGCCGAAGAUUGAGGAGGUUGACUGA
Messenger RNA from Closterium sp. Naga37s-1, 1958 nucleotides. NCBI's taxonomy places the organism in Eukaryota, Viridiplantae, Streptophyta, Zygnematophyceae, Desmidiales, Closteriaceae. The record is from the annotation of a GenBank genome assembly.